AUGAAACAUGGAACUCUUGUUUUACCAUCUGAUAGAGCAAGAGAAUAUUUAGAUUGCUUAGGAAAAGAAGUAGAUAUACAAUUUGUUGAUAUGAAUGAAAAAACUAUGAAAAGACAAUAUAAAAAAUACAUACAGCGUAUUGAUGAUAUGGAAAGGAUAUUAAGAUUUUUAGAAGAAAAUAUAAAUAAGUUACCUAAUGUAAAAAUAAAAAAAAGCAAAAUAGAUAACUUUUUAGAACAUGAUAAUAUAUAUGAAUUAGAUCAAGUUGAAGAAUCCUUAAAUAGACUAUAUGUUCAGUUCGUUCGUUUUUGCAAUAAUAACAAAGAUUUAGUGGAUGAAAGAAAUAAUGCUAUUGAAGAAAAACAUGUAAUUUUAGCAGCUAUUAAUCAAUUAAAACCUGAUACAUCUAAAAAUGGAAAUAUAAAUAUGAAUAUACAUGAAAAUUCUAUUAAUGUUGAUGAUAGUAAUGAAGAAAAUAUUUCUUUAUCAACUCAUAUAAUGAAAGAUGGCAUUAAUAUGAUGUUUACAAAUAUAUCAGGAGUAAUUAAAACAAAAGAUCAAGAAAGUUUUAGUAGAACUAUAUUUAGAGCAUUAAGAGGAAAUGCAUAUACAUAUUUUCAAAAUAUUGAUGAUGAAAUGGAAGAAAGUGUAAGUAUAAAUGAAAAUGAAUCUCUUAAUUCUCCUUUACUUAAUAAAGAAAAUGAAAAAAAUAAUAAAAAAAAAAAAAAUGAAUUAAAAAGUGUUUUUGUUGUGUACUGUCAAGGUUCAGCACAAAGUAGUAUUUAUGAAAAAAUUAUGAAAAUAUGCAAAGCAUAUGAUGUUAAAACAUAUGAUUGGCCUAAAACUUAUGAACAAUCUAAGAAAAGAUUAAGAGAAUUAAAAGAAAUUAUAAAUGAUAAAGAUAAAGCAUUAAAAGCAUAUGAAGAAUAUUUUAUAAAUGAGAUUUUUGUAUUAAUUAAUGUAGUAGAACCAAAUAAGAAUAGUCUUAUAGAAGAAUGGAAAUUAUUUUGUAAAAAAGAAAGACACAUUUAUAAUAAUUUAAAUUAUUUUGAAGGAAGUGAUAUUACAUUACGAUGUGAUUGUUGGUAUAGUGCAAGUGAUGAAGAAAAAAUUAGACAUAUAUUAAUUAAUAAGUCAUCUAAUGAUCUAGUUUCAGCAUUACUAUUAUCAGAUAAAGUAUUAACACCAAACAUAUCACCUCCUACCUAUAUUAAAACAAAUGAAUUUACUAAAUCAUAUCAAGUUAUUAUAGAUACAUAUGGUGUUCCAAGAUAUGGAGAAAUAAAUCCAGCCAUUUCUACUAUUAUAACAUUUCCAUUUUUAUUUGGUAUUAUGUAUGGAGAUGUAGGUCAUGGCUUUUGUAUAUUUUUAUUUGCUAUAUUUAUGAUUUUGAUUCAUAAUAAAGUAAAGAAUAAAAAAAAAAAUGAAAUGAUUGCUAUGUUUUUUGAUGGAAGGUAUAUGUUAUUAUUGAUGGGAUUUUUCUCUGUAUAUGCUGGAUUUUUGUAUAAUGAUUUUUUUUCAAUGCCUUUGAAUUUAUUUUCUUCUAUGUUUGAGAAAAAUAAUGAAAUAGAUAAUAUAAAAUAUUACAAAAGAAAAGAAAUAGUAACAAAAGAUGGAAAAACAGAAUUUAGACAUCCAUAUAUAUUUGGAUUUGAUUCUAAUUGGUUAGGUGCAGAAAAUGAAUUAAUUUUUAUAAAUUCAUUUAAAAUGAAAUUUUCAGUCAUAAUUGGAUUUUUACAUAUGACAUUUGGAACAAUUAUAAAAGGAUUCAAUACGCUAUAUUUUAACAAAAAAUUAGAUUUUUUUUUUGAAUUCAUACCUCAAUUAGUUAUGAUGAUAUGUAUUAUUGGUUAUCUAGUUUUUUUGAUUAUUUAUAAAUGGGUAACCCCAGCAGGAUAUGGAGGAUAUGAAAAACAAGGGAUAAUUAAUACUAUUAUAAAUAUGUAUUUACAUAAAGAUAUUGAUAAAACUAAUCAAUUUUAUUCCCAUCAAAGUAUUAUUGAAACAUUACUCCUUAGUCUUUUUAUUAUAUCUAUUCCAGUUAUGCUUAUUUGUAAACCAGCAAUAAGAACUUAUAAAAUAAUGAAAGAUAAAAAAAAAAAUUUAAGUAGAUAUAAUGAAAAUUUAGAAAAAGAAAUGACAAAUACAUUUAAUCAUAAUUAUAAAAAUAGUAACCAUAUAGAAUCUUUAUCUAUGCAUAAAAGAAUUGGAAAUCAUCCAUAUGAAGAUAAUGAAAAUGAUUAUUUAUUCAAGAAAAAAAAUAAAAAAACAGAUCAUGAAAUGGAGGCACAUUUAUUAAGUUCAUCACCAGAUCACAUAUCAGAAAAUGUGUGCCAUGAAGAAAAUAUAUCAGAGAUAUGGAUAGAACAACUUAUAGAAACUAUUGAAUUUGUUUUAGGUCUUAUUAGUAAUACAGCUUCUUAUUUAAGAUUAUGGGCAUUAUCCUUAGCUCAUCAACAAUUGUCAUAUGUUUUUUUUGAACAAACAAUAUUAAAUUCAUUAAAACAAGACAAAUUUAUAACUGUUUUAAUUAGCUUAAUAAUAUUUGUUCAACUUUUUUCUAUAUUAACUAUUCUUAUUAUAUUGUGUAUGGAUACUUUGGAAUGUUUUUUACAUUCAUUAAGAUUGCAAUGGGUAGAAUUUCAAAAUAAAUUUUACAAAGGAGAUGGAAUUCCUUUUAGACCUUUUAAUAUAAAAAAAAUUUUAAGCGAAAAUGAUUAA
Messenger RNA from Plasmodium gallinaceum, 2721 nucleotides. RefSeq names its product vacuolar proton translocating ATPase subunit A, putative. The transcript has a single exon. Gene Ontology annotation, cellular component: vacuolar proton-transporting V-type ATPase complex; vacuolar proton-transporting V-type ATPase, V0 domain. Bases 1 to 2721 code for a protein of 906 amino acids. Gene Ontology annotation, biological process: proton transmembrane transport; vacuolar acidification. Gene Ontology annotation, molecular function: ATPase binding; proton-transporting ATPase activity, rotational mechanism. The record is from RefSeq and is a predicted model, not a curated record. NCBI's taxonomy places the organism in Eukaryota, Apicomplexa, Aconoidasida, Haemosporida, Plasmodiidae.